Nelumbo nucifera (sacred lotus) is the source of this 2037-nucleotide messenger RNA. Its product is annotated as Putative AT-hook DNA-binding family protein. The record is from RefSeq and is a predicted model, not a curated record. Gene Ontology annotation, molecular function: DNA-binding transcription factor activity; minor groove of adenine-thymine-rich DNA binding. NCBI's taxonomy places the organism in Eukaryota, Viridiplantae, Streptophyta, Magnoliopsida, Proteales, Nelumbonaceae. Gene Ontology annotation, biological process: vegetative to reproductive phase transition of meristem. Gene Ontology annotation, cellular component: nucleus.
UGCAGUCAUGAAACAUUAGAACUAAAGAUAACCCAUGAAAGAGAAGAUGCAGAAGAUAAAUGGGUAUGAUUUACUUUUGAAGGUCUACUUAAUUAUAAAGGAAAAGAAAUUGUAAUUUUCAUAGCUGAAGAUGGAAAUAAUCGAGAAUGAAAAACCAACGACCCUCUUUGUUUGUUAAGAGGAGGAGAAGAAGAAGAGGGGCUUCUUUGUUGAGAUGGUAGCAAUAGAAGAGAGAGAGAGAGAGAGAGAUUGGGGGAAGAGAGAAGGGAGAGGGGCCCAUCCACCGCCCAUUUUACACGCUAGCAAUCUUACCGAAGCCAAACCCAUUAGCAACCCGUUUUCUUGACCUAACCCUAACCCAGCAUAAACUUAGAAAAAGGGAACCAAAUAGGCCCCAUACCAGGUUAGAGAGGAGAAAGAUGGAUGAUUUAGCUAGAAAAUCGGUGGGUGAUGCAGAAAAGCUCAUCCUCCUUUCUCUUUUCUGGUAGAAGGGUAGUAGCAAUUAAUUAGUCAGCUGCAGCAAAGAAAAAAGAAGGCAAAGGAAAAAGGAAAAGAGACACAGCAGCCCAGAAGCCUUUGCUCUCUUUUGGUUUUACUCUUCCGAAAGCUUUCUCGAUCCACACUUGUUUCUCUGAUUCCCCAUUUCUGGGCUUCAGUCUACUUGGGUUUUUGUGAACAAGACAGUGUUAUACUGUUCUGGAGAAGAGAGGAAACUGAAAAGGAGAAGACAGGCAGAGAGAAAAAGGAGAAAAUGGAUCCUGUAACAGCAUCAACACAUGGCCAUGCUCUCCCGCCUCCUUUCAACGCUAGAGAUCUCCAUCUGCACCAUCACCACCAGCAGAAUUCUGAAGAUGAACAAGGGAUGAAACGCGAACGUGAUGACAGCAGCAACAUCCACCACAGCGAUAGCAAGGAAAUGGUUGUGACAACCGGAGAAGGAGAAUUCACGAGAAGACCGAGAGGUAGACCGGCAGGGUCCAAGAACAAGCCUAAGCCACCGAUCAUUAUAACCCGCGAAAGUGCCAAUUCCCUCCGAGCUCAUGUGAUGGAGAUCGCUAAUGGGUGCGAUGUCGGCGAGAGUGUUGCCACCUUCGCCAGGCGGCGGCAGCGAGGAGUCUGCAUUUUAAGUGGGAGUGGCACCGUAACUAAUGUCACUCUCCGGCAGCCAGCGGCACCCGGUGCAAUUGUGACCUUACAUGGCCGGUUCGAAAUACUGUCUCUCUCGGGAUCCUUCUUACCACCUCCGGCUCCGCCGGCUGCGACGGGAUUGACGAUUUAUUUAUCAGGUGGGCAAGGCCAAGUAGUCGGAGGAAGCGUCGUUGGUGCGCUUGUUGCAUCAGGUCCGGUUGUAAUAAUGGCAGCCUCUUUCAGUAACGCAGCUUAUGAACGGCUUCCCCUUGAGGAUGAAGACCCAUCACUUCCGAUACAGAGCGGCGGCCCUCUCGGCUCUCCGGGAAUGGUUGGUCAGCAACAGAACCAACCACAACAACAACAGCAACAGCUUCUGCCGGACCCUAAUAACCCUCUUUUCCACGGCCUACCACCCAACCUUCUUGCUCCAGCUGAGGCCUUCUGGGCCACUGCUCGUCCUCCAUUUUAACAAAUCACAGUACAGUCUCCGAAUCUGGUUUAAUACACUUUUCCAUCACUUUCUUUUUAUUGCCAAGAAAGUCUAGAAUGACUUCGAGCUCAUUAGAAUUUAUGAUGUUGAUCAUGAUUCGGACUUUGUUUUUCCUUCUUCUUCUUCUUCUUCUUUUAGUCUGUGUUGCGUUCAGGGUACGCGUGUCUGUCGAAGAAUUAUGAUCAUGUAUAAAUUGAAUGAUUUUCUUUUUUGUGAGAUUGAUCUCAAAACAAGUGCUUCGGCAACUGCCCCAGGUGAUCAAAUACAGCUCAACUGCACAAGUGAAGAACGAUAGCAACAACUAGCUAGAGCAAGGAUUGGAAUUCUUCUUUCUCUCUCUUCAUCUCCCAUAUGACCCGUCUGAUAAUUCCUUAUUUCUUUCUCUGCAAAAGAAAAUUCUACAGGUUUCGCCUUUC